Messenger RNA from Talaromyces stipitatus ATCC 10500, 540 nucleotides. Its product is annotated as gag/polymerase/env polyprotein, putative. Lineage: Eukaryota; Fungi; Ascomycota; Eurotiomycetes; Eurotiales; Trichocomaceae. The transcript has 2 exons. The record is from RefSeq and is a predicted model, not a curated record. The coding region runs from base 1 to 540 and encodes 179 amino acids.
AUGGGAGACGAGAACUGGACAUUGCACGAAGACGUCUUGUUAUUCAAAGAUCAGGUGUUUGUUCCGGAUGAGGGGGAUCUUCGAGCUCGGUUACUAGAUAAAAUCCAUUGUCAACCAUCGACAGCUCACCCAGGCAAGAAUAAGAUAAAGCAAUUAGUUCAAGCACGUUACUAUUGGAUUACCUGGAACAAAGAUGUGGAGCGAUAUGUCGACAACUUGGAUCAUGCUCAGACCGAUGGGCAGACGGAGAUCGCAAAUCAGUAUUUGUCCCAACGCCUGAGACUAUAUGUUAACCACUUUCAAGAUGAUUGGUCGGAGUGGUUACCAAUUAUCAAUUUUGCGGCUGCUUCAUUGCCUCAAGAUUCCACAGGGUUGUCACCAUUUAUGAUUGAAAAGGGGUUUCAACCAAGGAUGUCAUUCGACUGGAGAAAACCAGAUUUACCAAGGAAGUUCACUGCCAACGAGAAGAAUGCGCGCGUGUGGGUGAAGCGAUUUCAAGAGAUUUGGGACUUUGCUCGUGGUAAUCUAGAGAUAGCGUAA